Aspergillus chevalieri is the source of this 1740-nucleotide messenger RNA. Its product is annotated as fungal specific transcription factor domain-containing protein. Gene Ontology annotation, molecular function: zinc ion binding; DNA binding. The transcript has 4 exons. Lineage: Eukaryota; Fungi; Ascomycota; Eurotiomycetes; Eurotiales; Aspergillaceae. The coding region runs from base 1 to 1740 and encodes 579 amino acids. Gene Ontology annotation, biological process: DNA-templated transcription. The record is from RefSeq and is a predicted model, not a curated record.
AUGUUCCCAUAUGGUGACCAAUCACCGCCACUACGACAUGCAGGAAUCGCAGAUCAUCUAGCAAAAAGAGCACAGCUGUCUCCCUCAGCGUUGGAAGACUUCACAGAGCCAGAGCCGAUUGUCGAGCAUCUUUUAGACUUGUUCUGGACGUACCAGGCGUCACAUGUCCUUGUCGUUGACCGUCACAUAUUUCUGCGCCAUCGCAGACUUGCGCGGGAAAGUGAUGGGAUCGGGGACCGGAAGUUUUAUACCCCAUGUUUACUUUAUUCCAUAUUGGCCUUGGCGUCCUUGAUCAGUACAGAUAAAGGUGUUAGGCGAUACUCGACACCGCCAGAAGGCAUUGCUGGAGAUUGGUUCAACCAGCGAGCAAGGAUCUUGUUCGAGGCGGAAAUGGAAGUGCCCACGGUAACAACGGUCCAGGCGGCCAUCCUUAUAGGCUCUCGAUAUGGCACCUUUGUGGACAGUUCUCUUGGGUGGACCUUUAGUGGGAUUGCUUUCCGCAUGGCCACCAAGUUGGGUCUUCAGCUCGACUGCUCCAGGGUGGUUGCUAUGGGAGAAAUGUCGGAGGAGGAAGCACAAAAUCGAUCAGUGACAUUUUGGGGUUCAUACGUGGAAGAUAGACUUUUCAGUGCGUAUCGCCAACGACCCAUGAUGCUGAUGGACUGGGAUAUCACCAUUGCACGGCCCAGAGCUCAAGCUCAGGCAAAUCCGCACAUGUCACCUAAUUAUCUACCUUUCACCGUUUUACUGAACAGGCUAUGCGGAGAAACCCUCCUAGGCCUCUAUGGGCAACGACACUACAACAGCCAGAAUGGCGGACUGAACAAGAUUGCGUCAAACAUACACAGGCAACUCUGUGAAUGGCAACAGAAUCUUCCGACUGAUCUUUCAUGGCCUGCCAUUGGGAGCAUGGCUCCGACAGCACCUUCCGUGCUGGUAUUGCACAUGCAUUUUUACUACAAUCUAAUUCUCCUCCACCGCCCAUUCCUCGAAUUCUCAAAAGUCCUACGCGAGAUCUCACAAGGUCCAAACGCCCUCACCACCUCAACAACAACCUGUGCAAUUGCAGCAGCUAAUAUCGUCCGACUCGUCCACGACUAUCGCGAGCACUACAACAUAAGACAGAUAUCCCCCAAUGCCGUCCACAUCACGUUCAUCGCGGCUACAAUCCACCUCAUUAACUUCCGUUUGACAAAUACUGAUUCGCACGACCAUUUGUUACAUGGCUGCGUCAUCGCACUUUCGGAGCUGCAGGACUCGUAUCCUAUGGCGCGGAGGGCCCUUGAGAUCCUUCACACACUCAUAGAUCGUUUUGGGCCGUUGGAUAGCGGCCAGCCCGGGCAAGAUGCAUCUAUUGCCAAUCAAAAUCCACAAAGCGAGAAAUGUAGCAGAGGUACUCCUUCACCAACAGUGACAAACAACCAGCAAACAGAUUCCCUGCUCCCUUCGUACCCCUGGGCAUUGGAUUCCCUCCUAGAUGACUGGAGUGAGCCCCUCGAGGUCCCAUCGCUGAUGGACUUCGAUUGCCUCCCUGGUACCAGCGGGGCGAUGGAAGAGACUAUUCAGGAUUACGAAAGGUUUGCACCAAAUGCUCAGUCUAGUGGCAGUGCACCCAUAGCCGGGUUCAAUGACCCUGGCUUUCCGCUAUUAGGCAUGGACCUGGAUAUCAGUGGAGUCCUUGAGAUGGAGAAUCGGGGCUUGUUCGAUGUAUUUUAUGGAAGGACAUAUGGAUUGGGCUAG